UGAACGAUCAUUUAAAGUAGGCUAACCAGGAAACAUGGUGACAGUUGGCAUCGGGCAAUACAUCACUUUAUUUUACUGCUGGUCAGGGUGUUUUUGUGCUAUUCCAGUCCAAAGACCAGGUUUGACAAGACGUUUCGGGAAUGAGUGAAACUUUCUAGGAUCCAAUCCAUGAUGUGAAAUUCGUUCUAACCGAAGUGGAAAAUAAACGCCAAAAGAGACCGCUUACAUUUUAUUUUUUAUCACAAAAUGGUUUAGUGUGAUAAACCUGGGAGUAUUCACAAUGGAAAUUCGAGGUAAGUGCUUGUGGUGUUGUCAGACUGUUUUCCCAUGUUUUAAUAAACCGCCGUCAGAUUCAGAUCCGGGGAAGGAGAAGCGAGAAAUCGUGGUGAUCAAAAACAUUCAUGCGGAGGAGCGCACCAACAGGGCUUUGCCACCAAUACCCCUUGAGAAACCGGGAUACGUUUACAUCGCUCUCUACGAUUAUACCGCCCGAACCGUGGAGGACUUGAGUUUCAAUGCUGGGGACAAGUUAGACGCUCUAGACAAAAGUGCUGGCGAUUGGUGGUAUGCAAAUGCACUCACUGGAAUUUCAGCUGACAAGAAGGGUUACAUUCCAGCCAAUUAUGUGGCACCUGUGGAGAGCCUGGAUGCGGAACCGUAAGUAGCCUACCUUCACCAUUUAUAUCAAUUCAAAAUUAAGUGCUGGAUGAAUUAUUCUAUUGAAGUAGUUGACAUAGGCUACUGUAUAGACUAGAACAGCACCAGGUCAGGUUUGAAUAAUGUUUCUGUGGCAUCAUUCAAUGAGGUGAAGAACAGAAUGGGCUACAGAAAAUUACUUAUUUAAUAAAUCUUCCAUUUAUAGGGUAGCCUAUUAAAAUUCAGUCUACAUCCCUUAAAACCUUUACUUAUUCUUGGGCUACUUGAGGCCAGAGUAAAGCAUUAAAGACUCACACACACUUGAGGCAUGUUCCAGAGCUGCUUUACCCCUGAUCCCACUGAUCACCUAACCAUCAUUUUAGAAUGGGACACUAGCUAUCUGACACUCUUCUGUUGUGCAGUUAUGAUUAACCAUCAUAACUGACCUGUUGGUAUCCCUACACCACUGGACCAUUCCAAGAAGAUCUGGCAAAUAUUUGUAUACAUUCACAGUUUAUGAGAAUGAGCAUGCUCUAUAUAGCCUUGGUGCAUUCUGUUGUGUAAUGUUUAUUGUGCCAAUCGAAAGAUUAGCUAAAUUCAGAGUUGCACAUUGACUCAGUGUUGUGGAAUAUGAUGAGUCACAAUACUGUAAGUGCUUUAUUUAUUCCCUGCACUUCCUCAUAACCUAGUCCUUGAUGUGGCCUCAGAUUUGAGUGACUGCUCUCUAACAAACACAUGACACACGACUAACCAACAGUUGACAUAGGCUACAGUAAUGUCAUUAUUUUGUUUAGUUUAAUGCAUGCCAACUUUGGAUAUUGUGAACAGAUUUAGUCAAUAGGUAAAUGCCACACUACCUAAGUGGUUGGUCAAACUAGUUAAUGAUUGUCAAUGAUGAGGAAGCACAAUGGAUUAGUUAAUAAUUAUCCAGAUCAGAGGAAAAUAUAUCUGUAAAAACCAAGUGGUUCAACCCUAAAGAGAUUCAAUGUACAUGUACAUUUUUUGUUUUGUUUUACAGUAGCUGUAUUUACAGUUGAAGUCGGAAGUUUACAUACACUUAGGUUGGAGUCAUUAAAACUAGUUUUUCAACCACUCCAGAAAUGUCUUGUUAACAAACUAUGGUUUUGGCAAGUCGGUUAGGACAUCUACUUUGUGCAUGACACAAGUCAUUUUUACAACAAUCGUUUACAGACAGAUUAUUUCACUUAUAAUUCACUGUAUCACAAUUCCAGUGGGUCAGAAGUUUACAUACACUAAGUUGACUGUGCCUUUAAACAGCUUGGAAAAUUCCAGAAAAUGAUGUCAUGGCUUUAGAAGCUUCUGAUAGGCUAAUUGACAUCAUUUGAGUCAAUUGGAGGUGUACCUGUGGAUGUAUUUCAAGGCCUACCUUCAAACUCAAUGCCGCUUUGCUUGACAUCAUGGGAAAAUCAAAAGAAAUCAGCCAAGACCUCAGAAAAAAAUGUGUAGACCUCCACAAGUCUGGUUCAUCCUUGGGAGCAAUUUCCAAAUGCCUGAAGGUACCACGUUCAUCUGUACAAACAAUAGUACACAAGUAUAAACACCAUGGGACCACGCAGCCGUCAUACUGCUCAGGAAGGAGACACGUUCUGUCUCCUAGAGAUGAACGUACUUUGGUGCGAAAAGUGCAAAUCAAUCCCAGAACAACAGCAAAGGACCUUGUGAAGAUGCUGGAGGAAACGGGUACAAAAGUAUCUAUAUCCACAGUAAAACGAGUCCUAUAUCGACAUAACCUGAAAGGCCACUCAGCAAGGAAGAAGCCACUGCUCCAAAACCGCCAUAAAAAAGCCAGACUACGGUUUGCAACUGCACAUGGGGACAAAUAUCUUACUUUUUGGAGAAAUGUUCUCUGGUCUGAUGAAACAAAAACAGAACUGUUUGGCCAUGAUGACCAUCGUUAUGUUUGGAGGAAAAAGGGGGCUGCUUGCAAGCCGAAGAACACCAUCCCAACCGUGAAGCACGGGGGUGGCAGAAUCAUGCUGUGGGGGUGCUUUGCUGCAGGAGGGACUGGUGCACUUCAGAAAAUAGAUGGCAUCAUGAGGAAGGAAAAUUAUGUGGAUAUAUUGAAGCAACAUCUCAAGACAUCAGUCAGGAAGUUAAAGCUUGGUCGCAAAUGGGUCUUCCAAAUGGACAAUGACCCCAAGCAUACUUCCAAAGUCGUGGCAAAAUGGCUUAAGGACAACAAAGUCAAGGUAUUGGAGUGGCCAUCACAAAGCCCUGACCUCCAUCCUAUAGAACAUUUGUGGGCAGAAUUGAAAAAGCGUGUGCAAGCAAGGAGGCCAACAAACCUGACUCCGUUACACCAACUCUGUCAGGAGGAAUGGGCCAAAAUUCACCCAACUUAUUGUGGGAAGCUUGUGGAAGGCUACCCAAAACGUUUGACCCAAGUUAAACAAUUUAAAGGCAAUGCUACCAAAUACUAAUUGAGUGUAUGUAAACUUCUGACCCACUGGAAAUGUGAUGAAAGAAAUAAAAGCUGAAAUAAAUCACUCUCUACUAUUAUUCUGACAUUUCACAUUCUUAAAAUAAAGUGGUUAUCCUAACUGACCUAAGACGGGGAAUUUUUACUAGGAUUAAAUGUCAGGAAUUGUGAAAAACUGAGUUUAAAUGUAUUUGGCUAAGGUGUAUGUAAACAUCCGACUUCAACUGUACAUAUUGACAACCUUUUGUAGCGUCAACACACACACAAGUGCACUGGCUAUAUAUAGAAAGAAACUGGUUAAGCAAGGCAAUUGCACUUGGCAUGACAUGACGGAGAGUAAAACUUAACUUUGACAACCAAACAGACCUGGGUUUCUUGGUCAAAAGUAAUGUCGGGGUAAUGGUUUGAAAUAAUGGAACAGGUACCAUUCAUAAAUGAGCUGUUCAAGAAUAAUGGAAAUAUUUAAUCUUAUCAUAUCCUAUGAAAAACAACUAACCACACCUUUUUCAAUGCCAUUGAGACAUACAAUUAAAAGUAAAGGGUUUCAUAUGUAAUGAGGGGUCCAUCUUCUGAACAAAGUCAGUAAUAUUAUCUUGGGUGUGACUCAAGAGUAUUGUCCUGGUGAUCAUCCCCUGAAACUGGUUUUAGUUAAGCUGCAGUCCUAGUUUUUGCCUUUAACAAAACACUGUCUGUGGGAACCUUGAGAGGGUUUUGUCUUGGUAAUCAGGACUUGUUUCACGGUCUCAUAGUGUACAUAACCUGAUUUAACUUGAUUAGUGGAUGGAUAUAGUAGAGUAUAGUAUCAAUCAUAUUGAUCUGUUUGAUGUAUUGGUAAAAACCCUAAGCUAGGCAAACACCUUAAUGUACCUACCCACCAACUCAAUAUCACUGUGCAGUGCAAGUGAAUAUCUAUGAUGAUGCUGGUGUUGACAGUUGUUUCCUCCUGUUCUGCUAUACAGAUGGUACUUUGCGGACACCAAGAGACUGGAUGCUGAGAAGCUGCUUCUGUCUGAGGGGAACCAGCAUGGAGCCUUCCUCAUCAGACACUGUGAGAGUCAGAAAGGAGAGCUCUCACUCUCAGGUAAAUCUCAGCGUCAUGUUCUUGAACUUGUUGCAUCUGCAAGAGACUAAAGCUCAGAUCUGUAUCCCACCAAAUAUGUACUCUCACAGUAUGCUCACAUUACUGGUAACAGGUUUUGAAUUACUUUGUGAUGUUUGACACAUUUUGUGACUUCGCUUUAUUGUUCAGGAUUGUAUUUUGUGGUUUUAUUGUUCGAUCAAUCUAUUUCCUUGUGCUCCCGGUAUGAGGAGGGAACUCGAUGCACAAAGAACACAAGUUGUUUCUUCAUUCCUGAACAAUCCCCACUUUGCUCUGGGUAAAUCACAGUCUCCCAUAGUGCACUGAAAUGUUUGAAGGUUCAAGGUCAUAAAAUUAAACAAAUAGGGAGACCUCUCUUCUUAUAAAGAGACUGUGAUAACAUCACUUAAGGCCACAUGAUUCUGGCUGGCCAUUUCUGUCGGAAGGAAAAAGUCCCUUGCUUAUACAUUUACAGUGGUCGAUUAACUUAGUCACGACAGAUGCAAUAAUCUCAUAGUAACAUGAUUACAGGAAAGUUCAAUGGUGUUGCUAUCUGCCUAUGUAUUGUUCAUGUUUAUAAUAGUACAUUAGUCAUAGUAGUCACAAACCAAAGUUGGGUCACCUGCUACUGUCCUCCCUUCCACUGUUUUCUUUCUCUUUCUGUGGUGUGGUGGUCAAAGCAAAAGUGUGAAAACAGUCUGGAAAACGUAUCUCGCUCCCCCCCUCCCCCCCUGGCGGUUAUAAUAAUAAUAUAAUAUGCCAUUUAGCAGACGCUUUUAUCCAAAGCGACUUACAGUCAUGCGUGUAUACAUUUUUGUGUAUGGGUGGUCCCGGGGCUCGAACCCACUACCCUGGCGUUACAAGCGCCGUGCUCUACCAGCUGAGCUUACUGACACUUGAGCCCCCUCUCUUCCCAUUUUACAAAACAUUUUCUGUAACCAGCCUUCUCACCCACUGGACACCGACACCGGACAUCCAUGGAUGUUGAAAAGUAGUUGAAAUUUGGUCAGUCCAAAUCUGAACCAAUCAUAAGUGUCUGUUUUUCAACUUUCGGCAGCACAGUACAGAAAAGUAGAGUAUAGGUCAGUACAGUAGAGUUUAGUACAAGAGUAGAGUACAGUAUAAUUUACUGAACUGUACUUUACUGGACUAUACUCUAUUGUGCUGUACUGUACUCUAUUGUACCUUACUGUACUCUACUAUGCUAUACUGUGAUGUCCAAACUUGUGAAAGAUAGACGUCUAUGAUUGGUACAGAUUUGUUCCGGUCCAGACCAACCAAAUAUGGUCUUGUUUGAGCUCAUUAGAAUAAUAGCCAGUGUUUAGAAUAAUACCCAAACAUGCAAAAGAGGAUAUUACAUUUUUCUACCUUUGUGUACACGGGUUUACAUCACCAUGGAAGAGAAUUCAUAAUGAUGCAUUUCUGUAUAGUACAGAUCAGGGACCCACGAUUUCAUUCUGUUAGCGGGUGUUAAUCCACUUCACUUACUGUAGUUAAAUAACCAAAAAUAACCCAUUGUUAUUUUUUAAAUUUUUUGUGUCAUGUCAUAACUGACACCCCAUUCUUUCUGCAGACAUCUUUGAAUCUUAAUUCGGAGUAGAUAUUUAAGAGUUUUUGGAAAACGUGGUCACGUAGAAAAAACUGAGGGAGAUUUUCCUGUCAUUCUGUUACCAAAAUUUACAUCUGCGCUGCUCUUCGAGUGUCACGAUCGUCGGGAACAGAGGACCAAGGCGCAGCGUGGAAUGCGAACAUGCUUUUUAUUAAUGUUACACGAACAAAACAACAAACGAUACGUGCAGUCCUACGGUAAAACACAAACCAAAAGGAACAAGAUCCCACACCAUACUGUGGGAAACAGGCUGACUAAGUAUGGUUCCCAAUCAGAGACAACAAGCAACAGCUGAUUCACGUUGCCUCUGAUUGAGAACCACACUGGCCAACAUAGAAACACAAUACUAGACCGAACACAAAAUAAAACUCACACCCUGGCUCAACAUACUAGAGUCCCCAGAGCCAGGGCGUGACAGUACCCCCCCCCCAAAGGCGCGGACUCCGGCCGCGCCAACCAAACACCACAGGGGAGGGACCGGGUGGGCACUCCGCCUUGGCGGCGGAUCCGGCUCCGGGCCUGAUCCCCACUCCCUCUCCAACCCCCCAAAGUACCCCUGGUCCGGUCUGGCCCUGCUGGCCGGAGCUGGACUGCACACUGGUGGAGCGGAUUGCUCUAGCUCCGGCGUGAAGCAGCCGGACCAGGCACCGGUGGAACAGGCACGGGCCGUGCUGGACUGACGACGCACACCACUGGCUUGGUGUGGGGAGCAGGAACGGGCCGGACCGGGCUGGCGACGCUCACCAUUGGCCUGGUGCGGGGAGCAGGAACAGGCCGGGCCGGGCUGGCGACGCGCACCACAGGCUCGGUGCAAGGGACAGUAACAGACCGGACCGUACUGGGGACACACACCACUGGCCCUACGCAGGGAUCAGGAACGGGCCGGACCGGACUGGUAACACACCCCAGUACCUCUCGCCGUGCCUCUACACCUUCCCUCCCCUUUUUGACCAGUGCCCCCCGUAACCUGGCGGCCUCCUCUGCCAACCCGCUGGGCCGCUCUAUCGCGGUCUCCUGGUGCCCCGUCGUCCACGGCGUGAGCCCCCCCCUACAAAUUUUCUGGGAGUCUCUCCUCCCCGUGGACCAGGCCUCCAUAGUUCUCGCCCAACUCUCGCUCUUCUGCUUCCAAGUCAAGCCCCUCUCUUGCUCACACGGCUUGACCCAGUCGAGGAGGCGCUGGAUAUCCGCUAGAGAUUUCCCUGGUGAUGGCUCCUGGACCCGCUGCUUGGUCCAGUUCUGGUGGGAUCUUCUGUCACGAUCGUCGGGAACAGAGGACCAAGGCGCAGCGUGGAAUGCGAACAUGCUUUUUAUUAAUGUUACACGAACAAAACAACAAACGAUACGUGCAGUCAUACGGUAAAACACAAACCAAAAGGAACAAGAUCCCACACCAUACUGUGGGAAACAGGCUGACUAAGUAUGGUUCCCAAUCAGAGACAACAAGCAACAGCUGAUUCACGUUGCCUCUGAUUGAGAACCACACUGGCCAACAUAGAAACACAAUACUAGACCGAACACAAAAUAAAACUCACACCCUGGCUCAACAUACUAGAGUCCCCAGAGCCAGGGCGUGACAUCGAGUAAAUACGUUUUUGUUAACUUUUCAGUGGAAAUUGUUAAAAGUAGUCCUUGUGCAUAGUUGUAUGGUUUGUUUAACUUGGCAAAUAAUAUUUUUUGUUUAGCAUUGAGUCUGUGUCCUUCUGUUACCGUGGACUUGGCCUUAUGUAAUUUCUGAAUGACAGAUUUUAACAUUUUUUACUCUUCGGCGCACAUUUUCAUGGCCAUGGUUGAUUUUACUGUCUUUAUUCACACUUUUUUAGUAUUGUGCCCUAAUGCUUUGUAUGUAUCUUUCAGUACUGGACCAGUGCAAAGUGAAGCACUACAAAGUAAGGAAGCUGGACACUGGAGGCUACUACGUGGCAAGGUCGAAGAACUUCCUAACUCUGAGGGAGUUGGUGGAACAUUACUCAAAACUGGAGGAUGGGCUCUGUGUGCGGCUGCUUGAACCAUGUAAAAAGGUAUGGUGUUCCAUUUACUUUCUUUAUUAACUAUCAUGUGAUUGCGAUAAAGCAGAUUUGUUUAGUGGCCCUUUUGAUCUGAAUUCAUGUACACACACUUUAUGGAACAAAUGUGCCUGGCAAAUUUGCUAAAGAUUAUCCAGAUCACAGAAACCCUGUUCAAAUAUUGGGCCUAAUGCAUUAGCCUGAUAAUGUUCCAUGUCAACCAUGUAUAGCACCAUUAACCGCUCACAAAGGACAAUAGAACCAACAGUCAUGUGGUUUUCCUGAACAGUAGAGAGGACAGUGUGUCAGGUUCUACUUUGGGCCAGUUCCUCUGUCUCGGCUGAUGCUGUAUCUCUCUCCUGUCAGAUGGAGGUGCCUCAGACCCAUGGUCUGUCCUACAACACUGCCGACCAU
This is a messenger RNA of Coregonus sp. 'balchen', 8180 nucleotides long. The record is from the annotation of a GenBank genome assembly. NCBI's taxonomy places the organism in Eukaryota, Metazoa, Chordata, Actinopteri, Salmoniformes, Salmonidae.